CAAGCGUCGUAAAUCUGAACUUAAAAAAUCUGAACUUAAAAAAAUGUUCAGUAGUGAAAUCUGAACCUCGCUAUUACUGACGCAUCAUUGUAAACAGGAAUGUAAACGACGCGGCAGAAUAAUAUUUGCAAGUCGGUUCUAAUUUCUUUCAAGCUAAUCGUCGCUUUUGUUAUGGAUAACACGGAGAAGAUUGAAAAAGCAACAAAAAUUUUAGGUCACCAAUGGGCUGUUGAUAAAUUUCUUGGCGGAGGAAACUUCAGUCUUGGCGUUUUUCGAGCGCGAGGGGGUAUUACGGGAAAUUAUCAUGCUGUUAAGCUCGUUGAGUGGAACUCGAAAAAACAAGCCCUAUACCGAAUUCGGGAGCUAUCCGUUUUAACCAAAGACUUGUCCGAUCACAACGUCAUAAGGCACCUUCAUGAAUGGCUAAGCGAGUUUGAAGGUACGGAAUACCUUUGUUUUAAGAUGGAACUGUGUCUAAACGAUCUUAAUUAUUACAUGAAAAUAAAGUUCCCGUCGAUUGUGAAGGACGAAGACUUUUAUAAAGUAGUCUUUCCUCAGAUAUUGAACGGCCUUGAUGCAAUCCACUCGAUGGGAUGGGUUCACCGCGAUAUAAAUCUGACAAAUAUUCUCGUGAAACUCCCCAAUCCAAAAUCAAUUCGAGAAAUAAAAGUUGCGAUCGGAGGUUUUAUGUUAGCCAGACGCCUGCCAACAGACAGCAAACAUGACGAUAUGUCUGAUCAAGCAACACUGGAACAGCAAUGGCCAAAUCCAGAAAGACUACUUUAUCAAGCUCCAGAAUUGUCGGCUGAUAAAAAACACAGUGAGAAAGCAGACCUUUACAGCGCAGGUAUCGUGUUGUAUCUGUUGGUUUCAGACCCAGAAGAUCGAAAGUCAUGGCCAGAUGAUGAGAUUCGCGCUCUCAGAGAAGGGUUUCGUAACCGCACACACUUGUGUCAUGACAACCCGGUACUGCACGAACUACUUUUCUCGACGGAAAACAGCCUUUUGCAUGGUGAUCCUGAAUGUCGACCAAGUGCUAAACAAGUAUUGUGCCAACUUCCUUGUCAACCCGAGCUUUCUGGACACAACAAAAACAAGAAUACGAUGCUUGUCCAAGAUGCCAUAGCAGCCGCCAAAGAUGAUUUAGAGUUGGUGAAUGAUUCACUUGGGAAGGGGUCUUUUGGAAGAGUGGUUUCUGUGAAGCAUAAAGGAGAUAAUAAACUGUACGCGGUGAAAAUUAUUUGCAGUUCUCCGGAGAAUCCGGAAAAGUAUAAAAAUCGUGAACUGACCAUUCUCAGUAGUCAAGCAGAUUCUCUCAAUAUGCAUGAAAAUAUCGUGAGAUACUACAACUCGUGGGAACUGCGAAUCGAAGGGAAACAACCAAUAUUUUGCAUUAGACUGGAACUCUGUCACAAAAACCUUGCCGAUGUUUUAAAAGAAAACCCACAAAUUGUCGACAAGAAGGAUUUUCACAAACGUGUUUUCAAACAUAUUCUGGAAGCCCUAAAGUAUCUUCACGACAAAAAUUGGGUACAUCGAGAUAUGCAUCCCCGAAAUAUCCUCUUGAAAAUUCCCUCCGAGGAAGAUAUUAGUUACUGGGUUGCUAAACUUACUGAUUUUGGGUUGGCCAGAAAGCUUCCAAACCACAAUUCUUUGGAAGAGUCUGAUCAUUCCGAUCAAGUUGACUCCGCUUUAUCCCACGAAAUCGGACACCCUGAAUACCGAGCACCCGAAAUCAAUACAUCUGGUCCCUAUGAUUGCAAAGUUGAUAUGUACAGCGCGGGGCUUAUUCUUUAUCUUCUGUGUUCCCUUUUUAAAAGCGGAAAGAGAAAAGAGGCCUUUGAGGAUGUCAGAAGAAAAGAAACGGUGAACAGGGAUGUUCUGUGUCACAACAAUGAACUCCUUCACAGUUUAAUGAACGAUCUUGUAAAGCGUAAUCCAGAAAAUCGUCUCAGCGCAGAGGAAGCUAUAAAAAUAUUUUCCGAGUACCUCGACAACACUUCAAAACUCGUUAAGCCUUCAAAUGACCUUCCCCUUUCUAAGGAGCUCGCGUUGGUCUCGCUAGAUGAAGCCGACGGCAAAAGCACGAAAAACGAGGAGGAUGAUGAAGAAGAUAUCGACCUACGCUAAGGAAGUAUAUCUA
Messenger RNA from Dendronephthya gigantea, 2143 nucleotides. Its product is annotated as eIF-2-alpha kinase GCN2-like. The record is from RefSeq and is a predicted model, not a curated record. The coding region runs from base 172 to 2130 and encodes 652 amino acids. Gene Ontology annotation, biological process: protein phosphorylation. NCBI's taxonomy places the organism in Eukaryota, Metazoa, Cnidaria, Anthozoa, Malacalcyonacea, Nephtheidae. Gene Ontology annotation, molecular function: ATP binding; protein kinase activity. The transcript has a single exon.